Poecilia reticulata (guppy) is the source of this 1275-nucleotide messenger RNA. RefSeq lists its product as uncharacterized. The record is from RefSeq and is a predicted model, not a curated record. NCBI's taxonomy places the organism in Eukaryota, Metazoa, Chordata, Actinopteri, Cyprinodontiformes, Poeciliidae.
CAGCUAACUCCCAGACUGACCACAGGACUUCACAGUUUUCAGGUCAAAGCUGUAGUCCUCAGAUGUAUUUCAGUACGCCUGUCGCACUGCCAUAUAUUCAUUUCCUGACAUGCGAAGACGUCCAGCUUGAACCUCAUGCUCCGGCAUCGCCUUUCCGGCUGUGAGGUCACGGGGAACGGAACCGGGAUCGGUGAAGUCACAGCGCCGCGUCAGAGCGGACUGCAAUUCAGAGAGGUGAGCAUCGGUCAAGAGCAGGACGGUUCGGUGCACUUUGGACAAACGCAAAUCGGAGAAACAACAUGGAGGAAGCUUACGUCGUCGGUGAUGAAGAGGCUCCCGCCGCUGUAGAAAUCAAAGACCUUGGUAAACGAUACGAUCUGGCUUUAAAACAACUCAGGCUGACAAAGGAGCUCUAUGAAAAACUAGUCGAUCAAGGCCAAAUCACAGAGGAGCUGAUGGGAGAAAUGGAGCAAGAAAAUACCAGCCUGACCAACAAAAUCAAAGAGUUAAAAGAGCAGAUAGAAAAUGAGAAGAUAUCAAUUGAAAGGAAUAAAGAACUCAUGCGGCAGAAAGAUUUAGAAGAGAAAAAAGUUCAGAUUAUAGAAAUGGAAGAUUAUCUGGAGAGGAUGAAGGAGGAAAAUCAACAGCUGGCUGUUGAGCUGGAGGAGCUUUCAAAGCACCAUCAGGAGGAAACAGCUGAGAAUAUAAUCAAGGAAAACCAGAAGAUCCUGGCAGCCCUACAUAACAAAGACACCCAAAUAGAGAGACUGUCUGAGAUGGAGUGUGACAAGAAAAAGAAGAUAGAAAGACUUGCCGACAUCAUUGAGGAACUCAGAGAUGAAAUUCACUUCCUGGAGAAAAAUCUGACAGACAUUCAGGAGGAACAGAUCCUAACGGUGGUGAAAUAUGAACCAGGCCCAGAGGUCCUACAUUCAGUGGAAGAAGAUGAUUACAAGGAUGACUUCAUCUCUGUAACCUCAAGAGAAUGUCCGUUCAGCUGGCCGAAGUAUGGUGUCAGGAUCCUGCAGAGAGGAGUCAAGGCACUAGGAUACAUGAUCCUCUUUUUCAUCCUUUUUGUAGUCAUUUUGUUAUUCCUGGCGUCGAGCUGCAGUGUUUCUGAUUCGAACUGCAACUUGUGGUUGGUAGCAUUUGAGUUUCUGGAGCCCUACGGAGAACUGAGGCACAGUGUUGCUCCUGUUUUUUGAUCCACAGACAUGGUGCAGGCCAUGGAAAAAAAAAAAAAAAAGGUUAAAAUAAAACCGUAGUAAAAUUACA